GAAAAAAAACAUUGUCCUCGCGGAUGGUGGAGGAUGGUUCCUCGGUACCGCCGGCGACGACCCCUGCACUUCGAUCGAAACAAGUGUCUGUGACUCUGUAUACAAGAUGGUGGUACCUACCAGAACAGUCGGUUGAUCGCUUGUGCGAAAUAGUAAUCUGUCAUUUUUGUUCAGUGAAUUUGUGAGUAAUAAAAAGCAAAAGCGUGUAUACGUAGUGAAUCGAGUAAUUGCAAGUCAGGAUCUUGAAAAUGUAAUCAGUCUAAAGCCCAGUCCGAUUGACGGAGCUCUGGGUUAUAUGUGCAGGCAAGAAAUUUGCCGCGAGGAAGAGGUCAGUUGUUUCGAGCGGUGCCUAGUGCGCGGAUCAGUCGGCCCAAGUCCUCGGAACGAUUCAGUGCUACUAAUAAAAUUGGUGUCCUUUUUCACAUCAAAGUAUAAUUGAGAAGAACCUCUUUGUUACGGAGAACAAAUAAUCGACAAUGGAGCAAAGAGAACGUUAUGAUGAAUUAUGCAGACUCUGUGCCUCCUACGAUGCCGUCAAGAUGGAUCUUUUCGGCCAGGAAGGCAAAAAUCGUCAACUAAUUGACAAAAUACAAGCCUGCCUACCGUUUAAGAUAGCAGAGAAUGAUCGCCUACCAAAGUGUCUUUGCUAUCGUUGCAUGUACAAUUUAGAAAAUUUUUACGACUUCAGGACAGCGUGUGUGAAUGCAGUUGCACUUUUAGAAAGGUGUCUACCUCAUGAUAAAGAUAGAAAUGAUGAGAAUCGAAGAAAUCCACCGGAACAUUAUUCAGAAUUACGAACUGAACUUCUUAAAGAAAAACAACAUAUGCCAAUACUUAUUCCAGAAGCCCCCGUAGUUAAUCCAAAUGCAGCGUUGGGAACACCACCGAGACUCAAUUCUGAUGGCGAAGCUGAUAAUGACGAUGAAGAAAUUUUGGAACAAAGUGGUACAGAAGAAGGAGUUGACGAUGCAGAGGACAGAAAAUCAGAGGAAUACGAAAUGGAUAUGGAAAUGAAUCCAAGUGAUUUUUUGGAAAUGACACCAAUGGUUACAGAGGAUAUUGAAGAUAAUAUAAGAGGUGGAAUUGUAUCAACGCGAACGCAAAAUGCAAGACCAUUGCAUCAUAAAUCAGAGCAACAUGAAGUUUAUGUUUGUUCACUUUGUAACAAGGCAUUCAGCUCAAAAGGUCAUUUGUCGCUUCACGCACGAAUACAUGUUGGCGCAGGUGAUGUAAUCGGUGAAAAAGUUAUCACUGACGAUCAUACAUCAUACAAAAGGCCCUAUCAAUGUGACUUGUGUUAUAAGGCUUAUUCAACUGCAAAACAUCGAUGGGGUCAUGUUUCAACGACGCACAGAGGACAUCCUGCGGUAACAUGUAGUUACUGUUCUCGCAUUUAUUCAACGAGAGGAAAUCUAGAAGAACAUAUUAGAUCAAGACACGCUGGUUUGCCACUUCCGCCGGAAUUACCAGUUUCCUAUGUACAACCGGAAAAUAAAUAUCAAUGUAAAACAUGUCCAAAAAUGUAUACAAAUACAACGGAUCUUAAUAAACACAGUCGAAUUUGUACUGGUGUUCAACAAAAGGAAUUGCCAAAUAAUUUAAUAAUAGAAAAAUUGAAAAGAAGUCACAUUGUUGAUACAUCAGAUAUGUCAAGUAAUGAAUCAACUGAUGAAUCAAAGGAAUAUAAAAAUGCCGAAGCAAAACUUGCAAAAAAUCCACAACUCACAAUUCUUAAACAGGCACUUACCAAAGGUGAUAAUUUAAAGAGAAAUUAUGAUGAGAAAUAUAAAAUUAAUUCCAAAUCGAAGAAACAAAAUGAAAAUAGUGAGACUGAUGUACAAAAACGAUGGUACUGUGAAUCUUGUUCACAAAAUUUUAAUUCUUUGGAAAGUUUUAAAGAACACGAACACACUCACGAAAUGGAGAAACCAUAUUUUUGUCUAUUAUGCGAAAAGGACUUUGCGCAAAAAUCAAUUUUGGGUAAUCACAUUGUUACAAUUCAUGGCGUUGAUCCAAAUCCAAUUCUUGAGAGUGAUCGAUGUUUGAAAAAGUGGAAUAAAAAACAGGACACGAAUGGUAAGAUGAAUUUAACAAUUAAAAGAGAAGAAUCGCCGGAUGCAAUUUUGGAAAACGAUGAAGAUGAACAACAACAACAACCGGAAAGUAAUAAAAUGAUUGAAAUUGAAACAGUUUUUGUGUGUGAAAUUUGCACUCGCGAUUUUAAUGAUAGAGCAUCAUUGUGGCUUCAUAUUCGUGCAACGCAUAAAGAAUUUGCCGCAUUUGCAUGUGGUGUUUGUUUAAAAAUUUGCUCUGACAAUGCCCAAUUAUUAAAUCAUGUCAAUAUGUAUCAUGGUGGUUCAAAACUUUUAAUGUCAGAACAAAGACGCUAUAGUUGUACAAUUUGUGGACGACAGCAUGAUUCGCGUAAAAAAUUAAUAACACAUGUAUCAAUUCACAAUGUUGAUCCUAGCUAUGAUCCCGCGAGUUUUGUUCAAUUGAAUAGCAAUUAUUAUAAUGAAAAUUUAAAUAGCAAUGAAGGAAACGAACAAAUUGAUGGUGAAAUUGAAGAUAGUGAAAAAGUUGAUUGCUAUAUUUGUUAUAAAUCAUUUCCAAAUGAAGAUCAUCUUAUAAGACAUCAACGAAAUGCUCAUAAAUCCGAUCCAGCUGUUGCAAUUGGUGAAUCGGCAUCAAAUGGCAAUGGUCCAGGUUCAAAUGGAAAUGGAAAUAGGGCACAAUAUCAUUUAUUUUUUAUUUGUGAACUUUGUGGAAGUUCAUAUCCAAGUAAAUGGGAACGUUGGCUACAUGUCUCAAGUGUACAUGGUAAUGAGCCAUCAAUAAAAUGUGAAAGAGAAGAUUGUGCAAAAAUAUUUGCAACUAAAUCAUUACGUAAUGAACAUGCUCAACAUCAUAUGAUUCAAGGUAGUUCGCCAAAUACAUGUGAAAUAUGUGGAAAAUUAUGGGGCAGUCGUGUUGAUUAUUGGAAGCAUGUAAUGGGCGUUCAUUCCGAUACUGUUCCAUUAAUUUGUGGUGUUUGUCUAAAAGUAUUUCCAAAUGUUAUGCAAUUAAGUUCACAUGUUAAAACAAAUCAUUGGCCAUUAACUAAUGGUGAUUUUAGUUGCGAUAUUUGUGGAAGGCCUUAUUCGAAUAAAUCAAAAAUGUCAAGACAUAGAAAAAUUCAUGGUCUCGAUGGUGAUGGUAAUGCAAAUCCUGAUCCAAGUGAAUAUAUGAAUGAUACAGGACGUUUUGAUAAUGGUGCAACGGAAGUUGAUUUUAGUUGUGAAAUGUGUGGAGAUUUGAAAUUUAUAUCAUUGGAGGAUCUUUGUAAUCAUCGAAGAAUGACACAUAGUUUAUUUCCCUGUGAUUUGUGUAAUAAAUGUUAUGGACGAACGUCACAUUUAUGGAAGCAUGUUAAUCGAGUUCAUAAAGGUCAUAAGGAUGUGACUUGUCGAUUUUGUUUGAAAACAAGCGCAUCGAGGGAUCAUUUAGCGGCGCAUAUUGCAAAAAUUCAUCGAUAUGAACCGGAGGUGAAGAAUAAUGUGAGAGAAUCAAUGAAUCAUAAAGUCAAUAUUCCUGAGGAUGAAAUUCUUCAUCAUUGUGAAAAAUGUAAUAAAGGAUUUCAUAAAAGAUAUUUAUUACGACGUCAUAUGAAGGGUUGUCAGAAUUAUCGUAAAGAUCCUGGAGCACUUUUGACACGAUGUCGAGCUUGCGAGAGAAUAUUUAAAGACAGAGCAAGUCUUCAAAAACAUAUUGAGAAUCAUCAUAGUAGUUAUACUUGUCAUUUGUGUAAUGAAACAAUCACAUCAAAAUUGGCAAUAAUGACACACAAUCGUGUUCAUCAUAUGAAUCAUCCAGAUCUUACGUGUGAUUAUACUAAUUGUAAAAAAUUAUUCCGUACUAAAGAGGAUCUUGAAUCUCAUAAAAAAGAUCAUCGAUAUCAUACAUCACCGAAUGUUUGUGAUUUUUGUGGUGAUACAGUGGAAAAUAAAUUAAAAUUAAAAAUGCACGUUUUGUCAUUACAUCGAAAUGAAAUUGGUGUUUCUUGUGGUGUUUGUUUAAUUCCAAUGAAAGAUCCAAAAGAUUUAAGAAAACAUGUUGAGGAUUCACAUAAAGAAAUUCUUUUGAAACCAAAUACAUGUCAAGUUUGCGGUAAACAAUAUGCAUCAAAAUGGAAAGCAUUUGAUCAUACAAAAAAAUGUCAUGGAAAAGUUUUUAAAACUUGUAAACAAUGUUUGGCUGUAUUUAUCACUGAAGAGGAUAUGAAGAAUCAUUAUGAGCAUGUUCAUAAUGUGCCUAAGGAUCAAUUAGCAACUUAUGAAUAUCGUUUGGAAAUUGGACGCAAACGUCAUUAUGAUUCAUUGGAAAUUGUGAUGAAAGAAGAACCAGAGGAAAUGGAAUUAUAUGAAGAGCCUGUUGAAGAUUAUUCAAUGGAUUAUAAGAGAAGAAUAUCUGAAUCUGAUUACGAUUAUGAUGCACGAGCUUAUUAUUCCAACGAGCAGGAUGAAAUUCAUUCAGCAAAAAAAAUGAAAUUUGAUUCUCGCGGUAAACAUAAAAUGAAGGAUCACGUCAACUAUGAAUGUAGACCUUGUAAUGUUCAAUUUGAAUCGAAGGAACAUUUUUACGAACAUAUUGUUGUUUGUCGUAAUCUUACAAUUGAACAGAAAAUAAAUGAUCAAGAAUGUUAUGUAUGUAAAUCAUGUAAUUCACAAUUUGAUUCAAAGGAAUUAUAUCAUGAUCAUCUUUUUGUUUGUCGUUGUCUGCCAAUUGGUGAAGUUCCCAGUUUUUCGACAUCAAUUCUCGAAGCUCAUUUAAAGAAUAAUAAUCAAAUUAAAAACGAAGAACAUGAUGAUGUGGAUAAUUUAAAUACUCCAGAUUUCAAUCUUUUUGAAGAUAUUAAUAUGCAAUUAUCAGGACAAAGGCCGGUGCAAAAUUUAUCGAUAAAAUCAUCAUCAAGUAGCAAUAAAUGUUCAAGAAAAGAUUCAAGAAAAGUUUAUGAUGAAUCAACAAACACUGAAUGUACUUGUGAGGUUUGUGGAAAACAAUGGCCAGCAAAGAAACAUUUGUGGCAACAUUUAAUUCGUUUUCAUCGAACGGAAGCUGCUGUUACUUGUGGUGUUUGUUUGAAAUUGUGUAAGACCUAUGAGGAUUUAGCUGAUCAUUUAAAAGCUGCCCAUCAAGCUUUAUUAUCAUGUGAAGGAAAUAAUUUCACUUGUAAAAUAUGUGGAAGAUAUCAUAAUGCAAGAAGUAAAUUAUUAUUGCAUAUGAGCAUUCAUAUCAAUUGUAAGAAUAAUCCAAUGUGCAACAAAUGUAAACGCAGCUUUGAAACUGAUGAUAAAUUGAAGGAACACAUUGGAAAUUGUGAGGGUAGACAAUCAGGUUUGGGAGUUCGGCACGAUGCAGCGAAUAAGGAUGAAAAAGUUGAGAAUGAUGAGAAAGGAAGCGAGGGAGAAGAAAAGGAGGCAGAUUUUGGUUCUGAAGGUGAAGAGAAAGCUUCUGAUAAUGAUGAAAGUAGUUCUGAUGAUUCGGAUGAUUCAGAAACGGAUAGUUCAUCAAGUUCGAGUGACGAUGAUGAGGAUGAAGAUGAUAAUGAGAAUGAGGAUAAUGAAAAUGAAGAGAAUGGAACUGCACCUGAAUCAAGAACAACUAGUAGACUUGGAGAAUUGAGUUGUACAAGUGAUAGUGAAGAUGAAGAGUCUGAUAAUUCGGAUGAUUGUGAAAAUGAAAUUAAUUCCCGUGUAAAAUCAGAAGAGGAAAAAGAAACAACAAUUAAAGAACAAAAGGAAAUAAGAAGAAUUAAAACAGAAUUGACAUUAUCGGAAUCAGAUACAAAGGAUUCGACAGUUUUUGGAAAUUUAGAAAUGAAACCAGAGAAAACAAUGGAUAGUAUGGAUUAUUCUGAUGAUGAGGGACCACCAGUUUUGAGUCCUAUGAUGCCUUUAUUGCCUUCGCAAGAUGAAGAUAUGACUAGUCAGAUUAAUGAAAUGAAUAAAUUAAGUCCUAUGGUAAAUUUGGAAAUGAAGAUGGAGAAUGAUUUGAAAAAUUCGAAAAUAAAUUUAACUGAAGCUGAUCCAACAGAUUCUGAAAGUGAUGAUGAAAAUAAAAUGUGUAUCUAUGAAGAAAGUGCACAACUUAAACAGGAUAUUUCGGGUACAAAUACAGAUGACGAUGAUGAUCAUAAUGAAGAAGAAGAAGGAGAAGAAGGAGAGGAAGUAGAAGAGAUGGAUUUUCAGAAUGAAAUGAAUCAAGAAAUAUUUGAAGAUAAAGGAACACAAGAUUCUAUUGCAACGGAAGAAGAAAGUAAUAAUGAGAAUGUCGAGGAUGGAGGAGAAGAAGAGGAAGAGGGACAAGAAGCAGAGGAGGAGGGUGAAGAAGAAGAAGAGGAGGAGGAGGAAGCUGCAGAAGAAGAAGAAGAUGAUGAAGAAGAAUUAUAUGAAGUUGGAAAGGAACAAAUUGUAAAUGAUACAAUUGAACAGUCAGAGAUAAUGUCCGACAAUUUUGUAGAAAAUUUUGACGAAGUCGAGGAGGGAGUUAUAAUUGAAGGAGCAGAAGAACUUCAAAUGGAAAAUAAUGUUGAAAUUGAAGGAGAAUUAGACGACAAUAAUUCUCUCAUUGAAGAAGAAAUUAUAGGAGAAGAAAAUUAUGAAGAUGAAACUAAUAUAGAAGAUAUUAACAAUGAGGAUCAUUCCAUGCAGAAUUUAAAUAAAACUAUUUUAACUGUUGGUAAGGAUCUUGAAGGUAAUCCUAUUUUAAUUCGUGAAGUAGUAACUGAAUAUGUUUAUCAAGAUGAUUUUGAUGGUGAAACUGAUUAUGUACAAGUUCCACAUGAUCAAAAUACUUUCUUCAAUGAUGAUGAAGAAGAAGUAGAGGAAGAAGAACAAGAAGAAGAAGAAGAAGAAGAUAAUCAGAGAAUGACCGAUGGAACUUUUGAUAUAAAUAAUGAUGAUGAUGAUGAUAAUAAUCUUGAUGACCAAAAUAUUAUUGAGACAAAUAUUUUGACUGGUGAGGAAAUAGAAAAUAAUGAGAAGAUAGAGAAUGAAAAAUUAGAUGAAAAUAAAAUUGAUGAUGGUGAAUCGGAAGAGUCAAGAAUGAGUGCCAAAAGUUAAAGUGUCAAAAACUCAAAUAUUUGACAAAGUGACGUAAGAUGAGCUUGAGAGGGACCACGAAAACGUCACUAACCAUUUCCUAUGUACCUUACACAAAAUCACACACACGUACUAUUGUAUAGUAAGUUAAUUUAAAUUAUUAAGAGUGUAAAUUUUUCGCUGGACAAAAAGGGCCCUAACUGUCACGCUUAAAAGUCGUAUGGGCAUUUUAUUAUUAAGGGAAUGUUGACGAAAAUAUUUCUUAUGUUGUGCUAUGCCCAACUUUUGAUUACAUUUCUUACUUAUAUUGCGUUUUUCCAUUCUAAAAAAAAAAUUUUAUUUCAUUCCUGAACUCGUCUCAAUUCAUUAAGAGACUUAAAAAAUCCCUAUAUUUAUUUCUUUCAAGUAAUUUGUCAAAUAUUGACUUAAGUAUAGUAUUUUAAGACGAAACUUGUAAAAAAAAAAUAUCGAGUAAAACUAUUACUUGUAAAAAGAAACAAUUUCCAGUUCCUGAAUAAGUAUAUACGCGAUAUCAUUUUCCAAAGUUUCGAAACAAUUUAGUAUAUUUUACUUGCACGCAAUUUGUGUUCUUUACUGAUUGAUUGAUUUGUAAAUUGUUAAAAAAAAUAUAUAUGCGAGAGAAUGGACUUUUAUAGUAAGAUGUAAGAAUUAUUUUUGAAACACAAUCCUUUUUAUUGUGUUAAAAGUAUUUCCUUUGAAAGUUUCAAGUUUUAUUGUGGCUUCCUUUUGGUGAUAAAAAAAAAAAACACUUUUCCAAUCAGGUUCUUGUUUAACAAAAUUUAACGAGUGAAUGUUGUUUAUCAAUAAUUUGCUCUAUACUUCGUAUAUGUAAAUAAUGUAGCAUAGAGCCAACAGUGAAAAAGCGAUUAGCUUUAUACGUGAAAUGCAAAAUAUAUUUAGAACUAUAAAUAAGGUAUGAAAGGCAAAAAUUAUGUGUGAACGGUUAGAUUUGCCUAAAUUUUAAAAAGGCAGUUCCACUGAUGUUAUCAAUUAUGUUCUAUUACAUAUAAUUAAGAUUUAAUUUAAUAAAAAAAAAAAAUGUUUAUUGUGAUAAGCCACUUGCUAAACUGAUGUAUAAAGAAUAUAUUAUAAAGACAAAAAAAAAAAAUGAAACUUCCAAAUCUUUCACGGAUAAAACGCAAAGGGCGUCAUAUUUUAAUCACGCGAUGAAAAAAAAAAAUAGUUUAACUUAUCAUUUGAAAAAGAUAUAUAGUUUGACACAGCCAAGGCUAACAAUUGUUAUAUCAGAAACGAAUUUUUGAAUAAAUGCCUGAGGUCAUUUGCACUUA
Leptopilina boulardi is the source of this 8389-nucleotide messenger RNA. Its product is annotated as zinc finger protein Xfin-like. The record is from RefSeq and is a predicted model, not a curated record. Gene Ontology annotation, molecular function: zinc ion binding; DNA-binding transcription factor activity, RNA polymerase II-specific; RNA polymerase II transcription regulatory region sequence-specific DNA binding. The transcript has 6 exons. Gene Ontology annotation, cellular component: nucleus. Lineage: Eukaryota; Metazoa; Arthropoda; Insecta; Hymenoptera; Figitidae. The coding region runs from base 477 to 7100 and encodes 2207 amino acids. Gene Ontology annotation, biological process: regulation of transcription by RNA polymerase II.